AUGUCGGGCGUCGCCGAGGCAAGCCUAGUGCUGGGCCUGAUUUCGUCCAUCAUCGCGAUCUACGAAGGGGCUCACGAGAUCUACGAAGCCGCGAGCGACGUCAAAGGCCUCCCUCGAAAGUUCCAACUGGCCGCCGAGCAGAUCCCCUUGGUGCUCCACGCCCUCGGUCUUGCGGAACAGAAUAUCAAAGGCAACGCGGUGAGCCCGGAUGCGCUGCAGAGUGCGAAGCCAAUCCUCGAACGAUGCAAGGAGAGUGCCGCGGAGGUGAAGGACAUCUUCGACAAGACCAUACCAUCUAAAGACGCCUCGAGGACGGAGCGGUACAAGAAGGCAGUAGGAAUCAAGUUGAAGAGUAAGAAGGUGAAAGAGAGCAUGGAAGAGGUGGUGAAGAAUAUGGAACUCCUCGUGCAACAUCAAGUGUUUCAAGAUGCUGAGACGCUCAAGUAUAUUCAGGACGCCGUGGAACAGUUGAGUCAUCUUCCCGACGAUGAGCCACCAUCUCAGUUUGCACACUCGGGCGCAGGGCCACUGAAUGUCCAUCAGGGAAUGGGUAAUUUGGAGAGCUACAGCCACUCGGGAUCUGGUCACAUUAAUAAGGCGGAAACACAAUAUAUCGGGACAAAUCCAGUGCACCACCAUUACCCUCCUCGAGAGAAGGCAGACUUUAGCUUUCGCAAGCCUGUCGGAGUCUGUCUUGGUCAAGUGUCUCGCAUCGACACGGAACUUUUUAUCGGGCGCAAAUCUGAGCUCGAAGCGAUCAAAAGCACUCUACAGCCAGAGGAUCAGUCUCCUCAGCGACGACAACUAGUUUUGGGAGGUCCCGGUGGAAUCGGGAAGACGCAGUUGGCUGUCGCUUACGCCCAACGCCAACACCAACACCAAGUCUACGAUUCGGUGCUCUGGUUCGAUGCGACCACCGAGAUGACGCUGAAGGGCAGUUUCCGAUCGAUGGCCGAAGCGAUCUUCGGCAUUUCGGACCCUGGAGUUCUUGAGGGCCAGCAGAUUCUGAUCCAAGUCCGUCAAUGGCUAUCAGAUCCCAAGAAUACUCGAUGGUUAUUGAUCUACGACAACUACGACGACCCGGGACAAUUCAAAAUCGAGAUGUAUUACCCUUUUCGCUCUCACGGAGCGAUCAUUGUAACGACACGUCGACCCGACCUCGUCAACGGAGAGCUAGUCCGUUUACAACCGAUUCAGGAUGUUAAGGAAAGUCUAAAGAUCUUACAGACUCGAUCGAGACGGGAAGGCGUCCUGUUUGAUCCUGCUGCAAAACGUCUAGCGGAGCGACUAGACGGUCUCCCACUGGCGUUAGCCACCGCGGGGGCAUACCUAUCUCAGAGCACCUUUACGUUUGAGCGGUACCUUCAGGAAUACGAACGACGCUGGAAUAUCGACUCACGACGACCCCUCCAGCUCCAAGAGUAUCAGGAUCGAACACUAUGCACGACCUGGGAUCUAUCCUAUACUCGUCUCGAGAGCGAGGACCCUGACGCCGCGAAACUCUUGAAACUGCUUGCCUACUUCGACCAUCAGAACUUAUGGUAUGAGUUGUUUCUAGGUGGACUUGCCGAGGACACUCCAGGCUGGCUUCAGAAGGUGAUGAUAGACGACAUUGAAUUUGAGGGCAUCAUGCGAACACUGAAAGAUUACUGUUUUUUGGAAGUACAAACAACACUACAAUCAUGGAGUAUACAUGCCUGCAUUCACGAUUGGACAUUCGCUAUACUAAACAAAACGAUUGACGUGCAGGAUUACUGUUAUGCUUUCGACUGUGUUGCCGCCUCCAUCGACGAGGAUGACUUGGAUUCUCUGGGUCACCUUAAAUACGCUCGCCUGGCUGCUCAUGGAACGUUCCUGGUACAAGAACGCUUUCGUCGAAAUAAGGUCACGGAAAAUAUUAGUUCCCAUCGAUUUGAGAAAGCUAUCAAGGUUUCGGAAUUACUGGCACAACAAGUACAACUAGAAGCAGCAGAGCAAAUGUACCUCCUUACACUGGCUGGGUACGAGAAGGCGCUAGGAGUGGACCACACGUCGACCCUUAACACCGUCAACAAUCUCGGGAGUCUCUAUCGUGACCAAGGUAAGCUGGGCGCGGCGGAGAAGAUGUAUCAACGGGCGCUGGCUGGGAAGGAGAAGGCGCUGGGAAUGGACCACACGUCGACCCUUUACACCGUCAACAAUCUCGGGAGUCUCUAUCGUGACCAAGGCAAGCUAGGCGCGGCGGAGAAGAUGUAUCAACGGGCGCUGGCUGGGAAGGAGAAGGCGCUAGGAGUGGACCACACGUCGACCCUCAACACCGUCCACAAUCUCGGCAUUCUCUAUAGUGACCAAGGCAAGCUAGGCGCGGCGGAGAAGAUGUAUCAACGGGCGCUGGCUGGGGAGGAGAAGGCGCUGGGAGUGGACCACACGUCGACCCUCAGCACCGUCAACAAUCUCGGCGUUCUCUAUUGUGACCAAGGUAGACUAGACGCGGCGGAGAAGAUGUAUCAACGGGCGCUGGCUGGGUACGAGAAGGCGCUAGGAGUGGACCACACGUCGACCCUACAGACCUUAGUCAACAUGGGAACCCUAUUGUGUCUACAGCAAGAGCUGUCCAAAGCUGAGAGUGUGUACCAAGAUACAGUGUCUCGAUUCACACAUUCGCUGGGACCAGAUCAUAUUGAAACCCUUGGCACAGUGAACAAUUUGGCUAAUGUCUACUGCGAGCAGGGUAGACUGUUGGAAGCUGAAGAACGUUACGAACAAGCUUCACUCGGGAUCAGGAGAGCUCUGGGUCAAGAUCACUACUUUGUCUGGGGGGUGAUCAACAAUUGCGGGCUCUUAAAAGUUGAGCAAGGCAAUUUCGAUGUUGCCCGGCGAAUGUAUCAGGAAGCACAAGCUGGGCUCGAAAGCUCGCUCGGACCGGAGCAUCCACACACUAAAAUGGUGUGCUAUAACCUAAGACAGCUGGAAUUGACGGAAAUGCAGGCUGGUGCUACGGGACUUUCCAGCAUUGGGGAAGCGAGUAAUGUUGAUGAUAUCCGUCGACGGUGGUAUUAUUGA
This is a messenger RNA of Cladophialophora immunda, 3042 nucleotides long. RefSeq lists its product as uncharacterized. Bases 1 to 3042 code for a protein of 1013 amino acids. The record is from RefSeq and is a predicted model, not a curated record. The transcript is spliced from 4 exons. Lineage: Eukaryota; Fungi; Ascomycota; Eurotiomycetes; Chaetothyriales; Herpotrichiellaceae. Gene Ontology annotation, molecular function: ADP binding; protein binding.